This is a messenger RNA of Benincasa hispida (wax gourd), 4378 nucleotides long. RefSeq names its product putative pentatricopeptide repeat-containing protein At1g26500. NCBI's taxonomy places the organism in Eukaryota, Viridiplantae, Streptophyta, Magnoliopsida, Cucurbitales, Cucurbitaceae. Gene Ontology annotation, molecular function: protein binding. The record is from RefSeq and is a predicted model, not a curated record.
ACGGCGGAAGAAAAGCCCUCGCCUAUCCUCCCUACCCCCGUCCCUCUCUCUAGUACUACACAUCCUCCAUCUCGUCGCCAGAGAAGCCGCCGGAACCAAGUCCCGACGCCGGACUCUUCAUUUGAGUCGUCCAUGAACAGGGCAGCUUAGGUAACCCAAUCCAUGGAGAUUUCUUGUCUUUCUCGAAACCUCCGUAAUUUCUCCAACCCUUACUUCUACUCUAUUUACUCAUUUGUUCCUCAUUCUCCAUUUCCUUCAUCCUCGCCUUCUAAACAUUCCCACCGUUUUUGUCGAUUUUAUACUACACCAGCAAUAUCCGAUUCUACUGCUGAUUCUUCCUUAAUCUGCAAUUCAUCUUCCCAAUCUGUGCCUUCAUUGUGUUUGUUUGAGAGAUGUAAUGGCGGAACAUUGGAUUUGAAUCAUGGAUUGUUUCGACACCACUACAGAAGCUUCCGUUCGUUUUCCUCCUCUUCGUUUGAGAAGCCUCAGUCUGGGACUGGUAAUUUAAAUGUGUCUAAACCGAAUGCCACCUCCAAUCAAUUUUGGGAUGUUAUAAAUAUCAUCCGGAGAAAUCAAGAGGAUUUGGAGUCUAAGUUGGAUUCGUUGAAUGUAAGUUUAAAUAAUGCUUUUGUUGUUCAGAUUUUUCGGGUGCUGAAUAAUCGUAAGAUUUCUGCCUUUCGUUUUUUCAACUGGGUUAGAGUUCAAUCGUGUAAAUUUCCUUGUAACUCUGAUGUUUAUAGUCUACUUAUUGAUAAUUUUGGUAGCUUAGAUAAUUAUGAGGGGAUUCUUCCUGUUCUGAUUGAGUUCAAGCGGAAAGGAAUUGAUCUAAACCAUAAAGCAUUUGAGUUUUUACUUGUUCAACUACCAAAUGAAGAUUCAAUUAAGAUUUCUGUUGAAAGACUGGUGAAGUUGUUGAAUGAAGUAGGAGGAUCUUGUAGAAUAUCUGGGGUCAUGGCAUUGAUUGAGAUGUUCUGUUCUCGUGGUUCUUUCGGAUUGGCCAAGUUUGUGAUUGAGAUAACUGAGAGAAGAGCAUCUUUCUGCAAUAUCAUUGUUCGAGAACAGUGUCGACGAAGCAAUUUCGAAGGAGCUAAAUGUACACUUGAUGAGAUGAGGCAAGUGGGUUACCCAGAUGUGGGGAUUCUCAAUUAUCUGCUUAGUAGUUUGUGCAAGAAUGACAAAUUUGGUGAAGCUCAUAAACUGUUUGAAGAAAUGCUCGAAGGAGAUUGUCCUCCAAACUCUUUGACAUUUGAAGUCAUUAUCUGCCAUCUCUGUGAAAUUGGUAAUAUUGAAUCAGCACACAGCUAUCUUGACAUGAUGGUGUCAAGGGGUCUCGAGCCUCGCCAUUCGACACACGCUGCCUUCGUGAAAAGCUACUUCAAUUCACGGAGAUAUGAGGAAGCAUAUCGGUAUGUGGUUGACUCUAGCUUGAAACAUGUCAUGGCACGGAAUACAACAUAUAGUUUGCUUGCAACUCUUCAUGAGAAGAGAGGUAACUUAGUUGAUGCUCAAAAAAUUCUUUCUGAGUUGAUAGAUGCAGGUCUUAGACCAAACUUUCCACUGUAUAUGAGAGUUCUGAAGAAGCUUCAGCUUCAAGGCAAGGAAGAUUUGGCCAAUGAUUUGAAGGGAAAAUUCAACAAUGGUUUUCUAGGUAAAAACUGUCUCUUUCUCUCUUUUUCAUCAUGGUAUCAGAGCAUGGCGACGAAACCCUAACCAUCACUAACGAGAAUCAGCCACAAUCUUCUUCAACAACCUCUGUCGGAAUCAGUGGAACCGCGAAUGUCGACAUUAAUGCAACGAUACAGGCAGUCAUUAAAAGGUAUCUCCAAACCGUGUUGCCAGAGCUCCUUCAGUCAACAGUUCCAGUCGUCCAGCCGAUCCAGACCAGUCGAUCGUCGCGGCGCUUUCGUCAAUCGACGUCGUUCCAGUUGAGUCCUCCCGUCGCUCGCAGUCAACGCUCCUCUUGCUCGCAACCAAGUCCUCCCGCUCAAACCUGAUUGGUUUUGCCCAGUAGCCGACGCUUCUCCUGCUCAAGCCGAGUCCUCCUGCUCGUAGCCAAUCGGUUUCGCACAGCAGCCGUCGGCCUUCAACCAGUCAAUCGGUGUUGGUUCUCUGCAAUUGGGCUGAGAUGCCUCCUUCGAUCAGCGUACUUCAGUCGCGCCAAGCAACAAUGGCGCAAUUUAUGGCUCAAAUGAGGUCCAACAUCGAUUUGCUCAUCUUCAGCAACAGAUUGUGAAUUUCGAAACAGUUCUUGGCAGAAACUCGCAAACAGUCCAACCAGAGUUCUCUGCUAUUCUAUCGUUGUAUUCUAAGCAUCCGGUAAAUUCUUUCCCUGUUUUACCUACAACAAAUUUUCCGUCUAGAAACUUUGCAGGGUUUAUUAUUGGAGAAAAGUUGAAUGACCAGAACUAUUUUUUCUGGUUGCAAUCAAUCAAGAUGGCUUUGGAAGGACGUCAUAAAUUCGGGUACUUGACGGGAGAGAUAUUGAAACCAGGGCCAGGUGACCCACAAGAACGUAUCUGGAAAGGAGAGGAUUCUUUGUUGCGAUCAGUUCUGAUUAACAGCAUGGAACCCCAGAUUGGCAGGUCGUUACUUUAUGCUACAACCGCCAAAGACAUUUGGGAUGCUGUAUAGAAAUUAUAAUAAAAAAGACAGAAUACGUCUUGAUUGUACACAUUACACAAGCAGGCCCAUGAGUGUAAACAGGGAUCAAUAGAUGUAACAUCCUAUUUUAACAAAUUAUCCCUACUGUGACAGGAAAUGGACUUGUGUCAAGAAAUGGUGGGAUUGUCCUUGUGGGGGAGUUCAACACUACAAAAUUGAAGAAACUGAUAGAGUAUAUGACUUCCUAGCUGGGUUGAAUUCAAAGUUCGAUGUUAUUCGAAGUCGGAUAUUGGGCCAACGUUCUGUACCUUCCCUCAUAGAGGUAUGUUCGGAGAUAUGUUUAGAAAAGGACAAAUCGAGUGCUAUGAACAAUCUAGUAAUUACAUCAAUAGAUGCUACUACGUUUUCUACGAAGUCUUCCGGGUCUAACAGUGAUAAGCAAAAUAAUAGACCCCCUCCCGUUGCACUACAAGAAGCCCUAACAUACGAAAAAUCAGUGUUGGAAGCUGCAUGGGAGACCUCCAAAUAGCAGACGACGUCAGUCACAUGACAAAUCAAACCCUUGACGUGCUCUUGUGAGUGACUCGACAAGUGGAAACCCUCAGACUCAAUCUCUAGCAGAUGGCCAAGAUAAUUCAAGUUCUAUUGCGCAGUUAGGUACGGUUCAGUCCUUUGGCUUGCUUAGUGUUCAUGGUAAAAAACCAUGGAUUGUUGACUCAGGAGCUACAUAUCAUUUAAUUGGCUCAUCUGACCAGUUUACUCCAUACUGUUCGAGUGCUGGUAAUGAAAGGAUUAGGAUCGCAGAUGGGUCAUUUGCUCCAGUUGUAGAAAAAUGUCAUCUCUCUCCGUUUGAGGGUUUAGUGUUGCGUGAUGUGUUAUAUGUUCCCAAGAUUUCAUAUAAUUUAUUAUAUGUCAGCAAAAUUCAAGAAAUCUAAGUUGUCAGGCUGUUCUCUCACCCGAUUAUUUUAUUUUAGGAUCUGAGCUUGGGGACGACGAUUGGCACUGUCUGGUGUCACAAUCGCACUUUCAAAAGCUUCACUUAGCAUUUGUGCGACACUUGUUUUUGCUCACAAACAAGUCAGCCAAUUCGAAUACGGAAUGUCGAUAGCACACCAGGUGCCUUUCGCAACCUCCACCCCCAUUUUAGAGAAAACGGUUUUAGAAAACGGGUUUGGAGAAAAGGUUUUCACAAAUAGUUUGAAUGUAAGAAUGGAGAAAAGAAAGAUUGUAGUAGGCUAGAAAACAAUAAGCAAACACGACGACUUUGUAACAUACUACUCCGGGUAUGAGGAAGUGAUGAUUAGUCUUAUCCCCAUAUAGUGUAUUAUGAACAAAAACACAUCCGUCACCCUUGCAUAUGGAAAUGGGCGAGCGGUCACUCACUAAGUACAUAUAAAACUAACUACCUAGCAAAAGGAAAUACAUAGAAUGAAAGCAUAGUAAAAAGAGGUGGAGGCGGACAUGCAGCCAUGGGCAACACACCCUGGACAAGCAUGACUGUGACAUUCUCCCGCACUCCAUUGGUUGAUGUCCCCGUCAACCAACUCUGCUUGAACUCAGCAUACUGUUGAGUAGUUGCCUUUGAGGCCUUCCACGCGCUCCCAACAAACUUCUCUGUCUUGGAGGCUUAUCCACUUCUCCAGGAACUCUUCCCAGCUUGGUCCUGGUCUUUCAGCUCUGUCGCUUCUUCCAGUAAGUCUCUCGUGGGUUUCUUCUCCAGCCAUUCUCUUCGUUGUGGCAUGCGGACGGGUUACCACCCUACAUCUCUCCUCGGCAU